AUGAAGACCGUUAUAUUCUUGGGUUUAUUGGCUGUCGCUUGUGCUGCCCCACAAGGUCCUGCUAAUGAGCCCAUACCAAUUGUCCGCCAGGAGAGCCAGAUCAACCCUGAUGGCUCAUAUCAGUAUUCCUAUGAAACUGGGAAUGGUAUUGUCGCCCAGGAGCAGGGCGAACUUAAAAAUGUCGGAGCAGAAGAGCCUGCAAUACAAGUCCAGGGACAAUUUCAGUAUCCCAGCGACGAUGGAGGCAAUAUUCAAUUAACUUACAUUGCCAAUGAAAACGGUUACCAGCCUCAAGGUGCCCAUCUCCCAACACCUCCUCCUAUUCCAGAAGCCAUUCAACGAGCACUUGAUUACCUAGCUACUGCCCCACCUCAGCCAGAAAAUAGAAAAUAA
Molecule: messenger RNA, 393 nt
Organism: Achroia grisella
Lineage: Eukaryota; Metazoa; Arthropoda; Insecta; Lepidoptera; Pyralidae
Product: larval cuticle protein LCP-17-like
Exons: 2
Coding region: 1-393 (130 amino acids)
Cellular component (GO): chitin-based extracellular matrix
Molecular function (GO): structural constituent of chitin-based larval cuticle
Source: RefSeq, a predicted model, not a curated record